Messenger RNA from Kwoniella shivajii, 1470 nucleotides. RefSeq lists its product as uncharacterized. NCBI's taxonomy places the organism in Eukaryota, Fungi, Basidiomycota, Tremellomycetes, Tremellales, Cryptococcaceae. The record is from RefSeq and is a predicted model, not a curated record. The transcript is spliced from 7 exons. Gene Ontology annotation, molecular function: transmembrane transporter activity. The coding region runs from base 1 to 1470 and encodes 489 amino acids. Gene Ontology annotation, biological process: transmembrane transport.
AUGUCAGAUAGUAGAACGGCACAGCAGCAUGCGAUUAUGACUGAGUACGACCUGCCUCAUGAGCCUGAAGAGAUGGAUGUACUACCAACUCCACCGCCACCCAAAAAUAAAUGGGAUAAGCUUUAUCGGAGCUCCCUCUUUCAAAUUUGCGUGGUCUCCGCUCUUGCUUUCUGUGGACCAGCAAUGGCAGAUGCUAUCUCUGGCCUUGGUGGGGGAGGACAAGCGACCCCGUAUACUGUCAGUGCCGCACAAGCAGCUUCGUACUCUGCGACUGCUCUCAUAUCCCUAUUCGGAGGUCCUCUCGCUUCUAGGAUGGGUAUCCGUCUCAUGCUCAUUAUUGGUGCAUCGACUUUCGCAAUAAACGGUUCGGCAUAUUAUGUCAACUCAAAGUAUGGUAUUCAAUGGUAUCUCAUUUUUGGACGUUUCCUUUAUGGAUUAGGAUUCGGAUUCUGGUACGUCGCUGAAGCGGCUAUCAUAUUGAGUUACCCUGAAGAGGGUCGACGAGGACACUACCUUGCCAUUUGGGUAGGCGCUCGUAAUCUCGGACAACUCGUCGGUGGCUCUAUCGCUCUUUCCAGAAACGCCAAGAACGCAGCCGCUGGAGCUAUCGCUACUUCGACUUAUCUCAUUUUCGUCGGUAUCGAGGCAGUGGGUUUCCCAGUCAGUUUCCUCAUCUGUUCGCCAGAAAAAGUCAGGAGAUCGGAUGGAGUACCUAUCUUGUUACCCGCUAAGAAGCCAAUCAAGACAGAAAUGAUGUUGUUAUGGAAAGCCAUCAUCCAUCCACGAAUGAUGCUAUUCGCUCCCAUCGCGUUCUACUCUUACUUCUUGGGGGGUGUGAUGUCUACCUACCUCGCCAAUUAUUUCUCAGUAAGAGCCAGAGCUCUUUCGUCUUUUGUUGUACCAGCAUCCAUAGUCAUUUUCACCGGAUUGUACGGUCGUUUCGUUCUUGAUAAUAAGAGGAUGAACCAACGAACUAGGGCUCAUGUGGGAUUUUGGGUUUUCAUGAUACCCUCAAUUGCCACUUUCGCGUGGAUCUGUGCGAAUCAAGCCAAAUUCUACGCUAUGACUACAGCUCCCAAGCAUGAUUGGGAUUCUUCAGGAUGGGCCGUAGCAUACCUUCCCUUGCUUAUUCAGCAGAUUUGCGCUUAUCUCUGUCAAUCAUACAUCUACUGGCUUAUAUCAUGUUUCGUUGUCGACGUUCAAGGGAAUGCUCGAAACGGAGGCAUUUUCAGAUGUGUAGAAGCUGUCGGUCAAGCUGUUUCUUACGGCAUCAAUUCCAAUGUGAAAGCCAAAUGGGUUCCCCUUGGUAUCAACUUUGCUCUUUGUAUACUUUGUAUAUUCCCUACCAUGAUGGUGAUUCAGACAGUCCCUGAAUACCGGGAAGAUGCUAAGAAUAAGCCUAGUGAAAUCACAUAUGGUGGAAAGAAUGACGAAGAACACGGAAUGAAUGAUAUGUCUAAAAAGCUUUAA